AUGGCCCUGUCAGCCCAGCAGAUACCCAGAUGGCUCGGCUCAAUUAAGUUGAGUAGCUUCAUUAAUGGUGCACAACUCCGAAAACAUUUUCUGAGACAAAGAAAAACAUUGCUGCAUGGCUUCCCUGCUCAGCCUCAGAUGUCCUCUGACAAUUGCUGUCUCUGGUGGGGAAUUAAGACUUACAGGACUUCCUCCUCAUGGAAUAGCUCCCAGUCCACCAACUCAAGUAGCCAAGAGAAUCCUCCUCCCCACAGUGCUCUGCUUCCUUCUGCUAAUGGGCAGUCACCAAAAGCACAGAAGAUCCCCAGCGCUGAUUCCACGGUGUCUCUAGAAGGACUAGAAGAUUUGCCUCCGUUGUCGCCAUUGCAGCCAAUUACUGACCAAGAGGCUGUGCAGAUUAUUGCAGACCCUCCGCUGCCCCCAGUUUCAUUCACACUUCGAGACUAUGUGGAUCAUUCCGAGACUCUGCAGAAGUUAGUCCUUCUAGGGGUGGAUUUGUCAAAGAUAGAAAAACAUCCAGAUGCAGCCAACCUCCUUCUAAGACUAGAUUUUGAAAAAGACAUAAAGCAGAUACUCCUGUUCCUUAAAGAUUUAGGUCUAGAAGAUAACCAGCUGGGAUCAUUCCUGACUAAGAAUUAUGCAAUUUUUUCAGAAGACCUUGAAAAUCUUAGGACCAGGGUGAAUUAUCUACAGUCAAAAAAUUUCAGUAAGACAGAUAUUACACAAAUGGUCAGAAAAGCACCGUUUUUACUGAAUUUCUCAGUGGAAAGGCUGGAUAACAGACUGGGAUUUUUUCAAAAAGAACUUGAACUUAAUGUGAAGAAGACUAGAGAUCUGAUCAUUCACCUCCCAAGGCUACUAACUGGAAGUCUGGAGCCUGUGAAAGAAAAUAUGAAGGUUUACCGACUUGAAUUUGGUUUUAAACGUAAUGAAAUUCAACAUAUGAUCACCAGAAUUCCAAAGAUGUUAACUGCAAAUAAAAGGAAACUCACAGAGACUUUUGACUACGUACACAAUGUGAUGCACAUCCCCCACCACAUCAUUGUCAAGUUCCCUCAGAUAUUUAAUACAAGGCUGUUUAAAAUAAAAGAAAGACACUUGUUUCUUGCCUACUUAGGAAGAGCACAGUACGAGCCAACAAAGCCUAAUUACGUGUCUUUGGACAGAUUGGUAUCUAUUCCUGAUGAAGUAUUUUGUGAAGAGCUUGCAAAAGCCUCAAUACAGGAUUUUGAAAAAUUCUUAAAGACUCUUUAGUUUUUGAUAAAUGUUAAAAUGUAAUAAUUUAAAUUAUAUGCAAAUAAAUUACUAUUUU
This is a messenger RNA of Elephantulus edwardii (Cape elephant shrew), 1312 nucleotides long. RefSeq names its product MTERF domain containing 1 (gene MTERF3). Gene Ontology annotation, molecular function: double-stranded DNA binding. The transcript is spliced from 7 exons. The record is from RefSeq and is a predicted model, not a curated record. NCBI's taxonomy places the organism in Eukaryota, Metazoa, Chordata, Mammalia, Macroscelidea, Macroscelididae. Gene Ontology annotation, biological process: regulation of DNA-templated transcription; mitochondrial ribosome assembly. Bases 1 to 1254 code for a protein of 417 amino acids. Gene Ontology annotation, cellular component: mitochondrion.